This is a messenger RNA of Prorocentrum cordatum, 1063 nucleotides long. NCBI's taxonomy places the organism in Eukaryota, Dinophyceae, Prorocentrales, Prorocentraceae. The record is from the annotation of a GenBank genome assembly.
AUGCGCUCCAAGCUCCGUUUGCUGUCUUUCGUCUUGCCGGCGGGUGCCGGGGGCGUCGCGCGGUAUUCUCUCGGGCGCGGCAGGCUGGUCGCCUCGCCGCAGUCCCGCUUUCGCUCGCGCUGGUGGGCGCUCGGUCGGAGGAGGGGCCUUCAGCUCAGGUUUCAAAGCCUGUGGCUUCUCUUGCAGCCCACUGAUUCCAGUCUUGCCAGGGCUUGCGGUGGCGAUGGCGGCCCGGAGUUUGUCGCAUGUGUGCGCAAGGUGUCUAGAUCUGCCCUGGUCGCUUUCCUGGCUUCGCCCCUCGCCCGCCUCCACUCUCGAGCCAAGCUGCAGCAGCUAGGAGUGCGGCGAGGCUGGGCCCUCGUCCUGAAGCAGGUGGCCAGACUGAGGUUUCUCGGCCUUCUCGGAUACCUGCUGGAGUGGUUGUUGGAGGGCACGCACAUGAACAAGACGCUGCACUACUUGGUGCCCUGGCGCGGCGCCACGAGAGCGAGGGUCGCCAUGGCCGCCAUCACAAUGGUCUUUGUGACGCCCCACGCGUGUUCAAACCUGUGCUGCAGUCGGCUUCCCAGCUUUAUUGCUUCAGGCGCGCCGAGCCCCUCGCGGCCGCGUUCUUCAUGCCGGCAGCGGCCCAGCGAGCAGCGGGGGCCGCCGCUCGACGGUGCUCGUCGGGCACGUGGCCGAACACCUGCACCAGGAGGAGGAGAAUCACCACCUGGAGGAGCGCAUGAGGCGCAUCGAGGCCCGCCUGACGCCCGCCGGCGCCGGCAAGAAGGCGGACUGAGGACAGCCUGCCCGGGGUCUGGGCACUCGUCCCCGCACAUACGGCGGCGUGGUUGCCGCAAGAGGAGGUCUCCCCCGCAGUUCCCACGGUCGCCUCGCGCAGCGCAGAUCUUGCGCCACCCGACCUCUUGACCCCCCUUGCCCGGGGCAGGAGACCAGGGGGGGGCGGCGGGGCGGAACCAGGAGGGCGAAAGGGAGGGAAUGAGAUCUUCGUUUCGUGAGUGGUGUGGCGCGGCCCGUGCCCAGCACCGAGGUCUCCCUUGAGAAGACGAAGAAGCAGACG